This is a messenger RNA of Dictyostelium discoideum AX4, 5901 nucleotides long. RefSeq lists its product as hypothetical. Gene Ontology annotation, molecular function: protein serine/threonine kinase activity; ATP binding; protein kinase activity. Gene Ontology annotation, biological process: late endosome to vacuole transport; macroautophagy. Bases 1 to 5901 code for a protein of 1966 amino acids. The transcript has 2 exons. Lineage: Eukaryota; Evosea; Eumycetozoa; Dictyosteliales; Dictyosteliaceae. The record is from RefSeq and is a predicted model, not a curated record.
AUGGGUAAUACAGUUGGAGCACCAAUUGUUUCAGAAUAUUUAGAAGAUGAAAUCGGACCAAUUGUCUUCAAAAAAUCAUUAGGUAAUGCUAGAUUCUUAAAAACUGUUAAAGCAUAUCAUAGUGAAGAAGGAUAUGUUGUUGUAAAAAUAUAUAAAAAAAGGAAUACUAAAGAAUCUUUAGAAAAAUAUAAAAUAAUGUUAAAAGAGAUUAAAGAUAAUUUUAAUAUUACACCAUCAUUUAAUAUAAUGCCAUAUCAACAUUUUAUAGAGACAGAUAGAUCAGGUUAUUUAAUUAGACAAUAUUUUCAUAAUAAUUUAUAUGAUAGAUUAAGUACAAGACCAUUCUUAUCAAUGAUUGAAAAGAAGUUUAUAGCAUUUCAAUUAUUGAAGGCAUUGGAGCAAAGUUCAUUCAAGGGUGUAUUUCAUGGUGAUAUAAAGAGUGAAAAUGUAUUAGUUACCACAUCGAAUUGGGUGUAUUUAUCGGAUUUUGCAUGUUAUAAACCAACGUUCAUACCAGAGGAUAACCCUGCCGAUUUCAGCUUCUAUUUCGAUACGUCAGGUCGUAGAACUUGUUAUAUCGCACCCGAAAGAUUCUAUGAAACUAAUAGAGGUGCACCAUCAAACAAUGAGCUAACACCCAAAAUGGAUAUCUUCUCAUUGGGUUGUGUAAUUGCGGAACUGUUUUUAGAUGGGUUCCCAAUCUUUGAUUUCUCACAAUUACUAAGUUAUAGAAAGGGUGAAUAUUCACCAGAACCCAUCAUUAGACAACGUAUUCAAGAUCCAAAUAUUCAAACAUUAAUUUUACACAUGAUUCAAAAAGAUCCCGAUCAACGUUACACUCCAGAGAAAUACAUCUCAAAAUGGAAUACUGUUUUCCCUCAAUACUUCUCCUUUGCUCAUCAAUUCAUUCCAGAAUUAAUGCGUUUAGAAAAUGAUGAUCGUGUUAUGUGUAUCAGUGAUAAAUUUGAUGAGAUUGUUGACAUAUUUAAAAAUAAUUCAAUAACUAAUCUUUUUAAAUCAAAUUUAAAUCAAUCAACAAAUUCAAACACAAUUGGUAGUUUUAGAGUUUCAACACCAUCUUCACCAAUUUUAAUAAGUAAUAAUAAUAAUAAUAAUAAUAAUAAUAAUAAUAAUAAUAAUAAUAAUAAUAAUAAUAAUAAUAAUAAUAAUAAUAAUAAUAAUAAUAAUAAUAAUAAUCAAACUACUACAACUACAACAAAUACAAAUAUAAAUACUACACAACAACAACAACAACAACAACAACAACAACAACAACAAUUACAAAGACCAUUAUCAAAAUUAGAUGAUAUUGGUAAAAAUAUUGCAAAUAUAAUAUAUAAGACUGAACAAUUUGUAAAGGAAUCAGAUGAAUUUGAUAAGACUGAUAUUACUAAUAUAAAGGAAUUGAAUAUUCAAACUACACCAACGAUUAAUACUUCAACGAUUAAUAGAGUAAUUCAAACAAGUAAAACAAAUACAAAUUUAGAUACUAUAAAUGAGAAUAGUAAUAAUAAUAUUGGUGUAAAUAGAAAAAAGGUUACGGUGGUUGAAGGAUUGGAUUUAUUUUUAUCGGUGAUUUAUACGGCAGUUAAGCAUUGUCAAUUCCCAUCGACCAAAGUGAAAUGUGUUGGAUCAUUGUUGGUUAGAUUGGCAGAGAUGUUGGAUGACGAAUGCAGACUUCAAAAGAUUGUACCAUACAUAAUGAGUAUGAUAUCGCCUGAGCAACCUACACUCGUUAGAGUUGAAGCAUUGAGAAGUUUAGCAAAGGUAUUGGAGAUGGUUCAAACUUUCCCACCAAGUGAGUCCUCGAUAUUUGGUCAAUACAUUUUACCAUCACUUUCUCAACUUUCACAUGAAUCAACUGAUGAAAUCAUUAGAAUUGCAUUCGCAGAGAUAUUACCACAAUUGGCUACAACAGCAAAGAGGUUCUUGGAGAUUGCUCAACAUUAUCGUGAUCCUGAUUCUGAGGGAAUUAUGGAGUCGAGAAAGGAUCGUGCCAAAUUCAGAGUAUACGAUUCCGAUCUUCAAGAGGUACAAGACCAAUUCUUUAACAAGGUUUCAGAUUUAUUAACAAAGGACAGUUGCAACACUUUGAAAAAGAUCAUACUGUCCGAUAUCUAUAGGUUGUGUGUUUUCUUUGGUAGACAGAAAACCAAUGAAUCCGUACUACCAUUGAUUAUCACUUUCUUGAAUGAUAGGGAUUGGCAAUUGAGAUGUGCAUUCUUUGAGAAUAUAGUUGCCGUUUGUACUGUGGUUGGUGCAGGAAGUUUGGAAUCAUUCAUUUAUCCCUGUAUUCUAUUGGCAUUAACUGAUGAGGAGGAGUUUGUAACAGAGAAAGCUUUAUCAAGUUUAUCAGAACUUUGUUCUUUAGGUCUAUUACGUAAACCGAUCCUAUUGGAAUUAUUAGUUAAAACUUCACCAAUGCUACUUCAUCCAAAUAAUUGGAUACGUUAUGGUGUUGUUUCACUAAUUGUUAAAAUUUGUCAAUCAUUAUCAAAGGCUGAUGUCUAUUGUUAUGUUAAACCAAAAUUAUCACCUUUUUUAGUUAAUCUCAAUGGUAAUGGAAAUGGAAAUGCUGAAAUUAGUGAUACUAUUACAGAAUCAAAUUUAAUUCAAUUAUUAGAUUCACCAAUCUCAAGAGAAUCAUUUAAUAAAAUCGUUAAAUUUAUAGCUAGAAAUAGAAUUAAUUUAUCAAGUUCUAUAAAUUCAAUAUUAGCAAAUGAUAAUGAUAAUUUUAAUGGUGAAAGUUUUAAUAGUAAUGGUAGUGGUGGUGGUGGUAAUCCAAAUUUAGUUAGUUCAACGGGUGGAUCAAAUAGAAGAUUACGUGCAUUAAGUAAUAAAUUCUUUGUACCAAAUAUUUUAUCAGCUUCAAAUUCAUCAAUAAAUUCAACAUCUGGUGAUAUUGGUAGUUUAUUAUCACAAUCCACUGAAGAAUCAUUAGCAUUCCUUAGACAAAUGACAAGUAUUGGUAUAAGUGAUUCAGAUCAAAAUAAAAUCAUUAAAUGUUUUGAUUAUCUUCAAUCAAAGAAAUGUAAAGAUUUAGAAAGUGCUAAUAAUAGUGAAGGAAAUGUUAUAGUAAUUCGUACGAAUGGUACAACAAUUAUAAGUAGUAGUAAUAAUAGCAAUAAUAAUACAUUAUCUUCUUCAACUACAAGUAGUAACUCAACAACUCCAACAAAUUCAACUGUAAAUUUACAUAGUGUUUUAAAUAAUACAACAAUCAUUCAACAACAACAACAACAACUUCAACAAACAAUAACUCAACAAAGUAUAACCCAACAACAACAACAACAACAGCAACAACAACAAGUUAGUGGUGGUAUAACGACAGGUGGUACAACAACAACAACAUUAGGUAGAUCAUCAUCACCACAAUUAACAGGUUUAAAUCCAUCAAUUUUAAGUAAUAGUAAUAAUAUUCAACUAUCAUCAUCAGUGGUUGAUGUUACAAAAUUACCAAAUUCAAUACCAAUUAGAAUGGUUAAAAUUAGAGGUGGUGAUCAAAGUUUAAAUAAUUCAACCGUUUCAUUAGGUAGUGUUGCAGGUGGUAAUAUAAUAACGCCAUCAACAUCAUUAUCAAAUAGUAAUACAAUGGUUGGUAAUAAUAAUAAUAAUAGUUACAACACAUCAACUUCAUCAUCACCAUUAUCAUCAUCUGUAUUAAAUUCUUCAGUUGGUAUGAAUAAUCUUACAAAUAGUAAUGCAAAUAGUAUAAAUAAUAGUAGCGGUAUUAAUAACAAUAAUAGUAAUAAUAAUAGUGUAAAUAGUAAUAAUUAUAAUAAUAUGAAUAAUAAUACAAUGAAUAAUAGUGUUAAUUUAAUGAAUUCAAAUCAAAUUGGUCAACAACAACAACAAAAUCCAAAUACUGUUAAAAUCGAUUUAGUUAGUCCAUCAGAUUUGAAUGUUGUUUCAAAGAAAUAUUAUAUUAGAGAUCCAAAAAUGGGUUUAUCAACAAUAUUAAAAGUUGAAACAAAUGUAGAAUGUUCAAUAAAGGUACCAUUGCCUUUACCAGAUUUAGGCAGUACUGAUUCUGUAUUAGGUGGUGGUUUAUUAUCAUCUGGUGGUGUUGGUGGUGGUGUUGGUGGUACUGGUGGCGGUAAUAUUAAUGGUGUUUCAGGUAUUAAUGGUAAUGUAGGUGGUGGUGGUGGCGGUGUUGGUGUUGGUACUGUAGGUAGUGGUGGUAAUGGUAGUAUAGGUGGUGGUAAUAGUGGUAUUAAUAAUGGCAGUGGUGGUGGCGGCGUUAAUAGUGGUGGUAAUAGUGGUAUUAAUAGUGGUAGCACAAAUAGUAGUGGUAGUUUAUAUGGUAAUGGCAAUGGUUUAGAUAAUUUACCAAAUUCAACAUGGAGACCAAUGGGUAUAUUGGUAAGUCAUUUCUUUGAACAUAAAGCGGCAGUCAAUGAAAUUCAAGUUAGUAGUGAUAACCUUUUCUUUGCAACCGCAAGUAAUGAUGGUACCGUAAAGAUUUGGGAUUGUCAAAGAAUGGAAAAGAGUGUAACCAAUAGAGCACGUCAAACCUAUGCUCAACAAGAGGGUAGAAUCACAUCGAUUUCAAUCUGUGAGAAAACUCAUUCGAUUGCAUCGGCAUCUGAUAAAGGUUCAAUUCACGUCUUCCGUGUUGGUAUAAGUGGUAAACAAAAGAAUGGUAAUAUUAAGUACACCAAUCUAUCAACGGUAAAGAAUAUAACCGAAACCACUCGUGGCAAUAUAGUUUCCGUUAGUCAUUAUAGUACAAAUUCUUCAUCGGUCGUAACUUAUGCAACUACAAAAGGUGGAAUUCACGGUUGGGAUUUAAGAAGUCAACAAGACGCCUUCAACCUUGUAAAUGAUGCUUCAUUGGGUUUAAUUCAAGCUUUCUUAAUUGAUCCAAAUAGAAACUGGUUAGUCACUGGUACAAGUAGAGGUUUCCUAACUUGUUGGGAUCUUAGAUUUGGUAUACCACUUUAUAGCGUUCGUGUUUCAAAUGGUCGUAUCCUAAAAUUUGCUCCAUAUAUGUUGGCAAAAUCUGCUUCUGAAAGUUGGGUUUAUAUUUCAACUGAACAAGAUAAUGUUAUUGUUUUUGAUUUAUCAAAUAAAAAAACAACUCGUGUAUUUAAAAGAUCAUAUGAACAACCACCACAACAACAACCUCAACAACCACAACCACCACAACAACAACAACAACAACAAUCUCAAAUGAAUAGAUCAAUUAAUAUGACAUCAUCAACAACUACCACUACUACAAGUAGUUAUGAUUUUGGUACAGAAAAUCUUAAAACAAGUUCAUAUUCACAAUUACCUUCAAAUCCAUUAGUAAAUAGUAUUGUUAAUAAUAGUAAUAUUAAUAAUAAUAAUAAUAAUAAUGAUAAUUCAAACAAUGUAACUAUAUUCAAACCAACACCAUUAGUAAGAGCAUUACUUAAUCCACCAAAUUGUCCAUUUUUAAUAACAGCAGGUGAUGAUAAAAGAAUUAAACUUUGGGAUUGGAAUAAUUUACCACAAUCUUAUUAUGUUUCAAUUGGCAAAGAACCACCACCAUUUUAUACUCAUAAAUUUUCAAAUGAUACAAGUAAUGCUUAUGAAAUUCAUGAAGAAGUUUGGCAUGAUACUAGUUCCUCUUCUUUCUAUUCAAAUUCUGCAAUGUUUGGUGGUGGUGGUGGUGGUCAACCAAUGUCAACAUCACUUUCAUCUUCAUCCCUUUCACAACAACAACAUCAAGCUCAAUUACAACUUCAAUAUCAAUUACAACAACAACAGCAACAACAACAAUACAUCAAUCAUUUACAACAACAAAAAUCAAAAACUUCAAUUUCAAUGCCAACAGUUCAUCAUCAAGAACCAAUUUUAGAUAUAAAAAUGAUGGAAGUACCAAAUCCAAUGCUAAUCUCUGCAAGUACUGAUGGUGUUGUAAAAGUUUGGAAAUAA